This is a messenger RNA of Amphibalanus amphitrite, 2856 nucleotides long. RefSeq names its product dehydrodolichyl diphosphate synthase complex subunit DHDDS-like. NCBI's taxonomy places the organism in Eukaryota, Metazoa, Arthropoda, Thecostraca, Balanomorpha, Balanidae. Gene Ontology annotation, molecular function: ditrans,polycis-polyprenyl diphosphate synthase [(2E,6E)-farnesyl diphosphate specific] activity. Gene Ontology annotation, biological process: polyprenol biosynthetic process. Bases 227 to 1267 code for a protein of 346 amino acids. The record is from RefSeq and is a predicted model, not a curated record. The transcript has 8 exons. Gene Ontology annotation, cellular component: dehydrodolichyl diphosphate synthase complex; endoplasmic reticulum.
UAACAGGUACAACCUAUCACUGCAGUGCAAUUACAGUACGUCGCAGAGACUUAAUGCAAUAAUACCGCAAGAUUUAUAGCAAAUUACUGAGAAAUUUUCUGAAAGUCCCCGUAACUUUUGAAGAGCUCUCGGUAUUUCUUGAGACAAAAGUGAUACGUCUGGAUUUGGUAGCCAAUAUCGUAGUCAGCAGACUUGUGGAAACUUCAUUGGUUUGCCGGCAGUCAACAUGACUUGGAUCAGUGACAAGAAGCUCACCUGGUAUGAGAGUGUAUGCAUGAAUGUGUUGAAGACAGGCCAGGUGCCCAGACAUGUGGCGUUCAUCAUGGAUGGCAACCGGCGCUAUGCCAAGCGGAACCACAUUGAGAAGACAGAGGGCCAUGCAAGAGGGUUCACAAAGCUUUCAGAGACUUUGAAGUGGUGUCGAGACCUGGGCGUUACCGAGGUCACCGUGUAUGCCUUCUCGAUCGAGAAUUUCCGUCGGCCUCAGUCGGAGAUUGAUGGCAUCAUGAACCUGGCACGAGAGAAGUUUGAGCUGCUGCUCAAGGAACGUGACAAGCUGUCAGAGCACGGGGUGUGUAUCCGGUUUAUCGGCGACCUCAGUCUGCUGCCGGCCGAUAUCCAGCGUCAGACCGCCGAGGUGAUGCUGAUGACUCGCAACAACAAGGCAGCGAGACUCAACAUCGCCUUCUCGUACACAGCGCGGGAGGAGAUCUCGCGCGCUGUCCGUGACGUGGCCGCCGGCGUGUCGGACGGCCAUCUUUGGUCCAGUGACGUCACGGAGCGGCUGGUGGAGCAGUGUCUGUACACGCGCGAGUCGCCGCGUCCCGACCUCCUCGUGCGCACGUCCGGGGAGGUGCGGCUCUCCGACUUCCUCCUGUGGCAGACGACGCACACGUGCAUCUUCUUCACGGAGGUGCUGUGGCCCGACUUCAGCAUCUGGCACCUGUUCUCCGCCGUGUUCACCUACCAGCGCAACUAUGACGUCAUCCAGGCGGCACGGGCCGACCGCUCCCUGCGGCGGCUGCAGCACUCAACGGACGGCCUCCUCCCGGGCACCGCACGGCCCGGCGACUCCGUGACUCGGCCCGGUGACUCAGCCGGAGAGUCACUCGACUCCACCGACUCUGGCUCCGAGUGUGCGGCCGAUGACCGGGUGGACUCUGCCAGCCAGUCUGCCGCUGCUCAGAAGCGGGUGCAGUCGUUCCUCAGCCAUCUAGACGCGGCGCGGUGGGGACGUCUGGAGAGUCUGGUGGCGGAGGGCUCGUGAUGAUACGCCGCGCGCCGCUCUAGGUUCAAAUAGGGGACGCUGCUGGCCCUGCUCCGGUGAGCAGAACACCUCUGGUGCCGAGGUUUGGGCCGAGGACCGGCCUGCCUCGCUUGGGAGAGACCCGUGGAUCACGCUGGCCGGUGAUGCACGUAUGGAAGCCGAGCUGAAACUGCGGCACAGUCUGGACAGAUACCACACGGUCGGGCAGGACGGUGCCAGAGGGGACCUGUUACUACACAAGGGGGUAUGCUAGGAGCGCCGGUGUUGUUGAGGGCAAGGCGGUAUUGACUGGGAAAUAGUGGCAACUCGGGACUGGGCCACUUUGAGACUAGGGACGGCAGCAGCAAUGGGAGAGGCCAGCUGAGUGAUAACUGCCGCCCCGACAAUGAUAACGGGACGGAGACGGCCACCACAACGAGAGGGGAAGAUAUCAUUAUAUUUGUCAACUGAAACGUGCCCUGAUUAUCAGAUGAUCUAGCUAGACGGCUAUAUUAUUGACGAGGAAUGUCCUGAGUGGUUUCGGGAUGAGCAAUGUACCCUUCCACAGAUCGUUAUCGGUUGGUAGCGGAUGGACAGUAUGAUUGUUGCGUCGGACGCACAUUUGGGGUGGGCGGAGCGCCAAAGGCCGGACUGUGGGUAUCCUGGCGAGCGGUGAUGUGAGUGUGUGAUGGCGUGGGACCGCCGGUUGUGAGGGCUUGCAGCACAGGGGCCAAACAUUCCAGUACGAGGUUGGGGUGGGGCUUGCUGAGCGUGUGAUGUACCCGGGAAACGAUCAACUGUCUGUUAGAAUUGAUGAGCAGUUGCUGUUUGGGGACGCGUGCUUGCUGUGUGUUUGCUGCAGUGAGGUAUGUUGGUUAGCUUGUGCUGGAGUGUGAGGACCGAAUGUUGUUACUUGGUGAACAGACCCGACCCCAAUGACCGUUCUCUGAUCAGCGCUCGGACCAUGCCACUUUUGAUGUGUUUACUUUAGCUAAUGCCAGGAUCAGCGUAGCCCGUGACCUGAUAUCCACUGGUUGAACCAUUAGUUGAUAGUAUACCGUACAGGGUACCGGGGCAUACUCCGAAUAAUUGUCCAAAACAGCGGCCAUUUUCCUUUUUUCGAGUUAUUUGUUCUUUUCUCUUUGAGAUUAUUUGUGUUAAUUCAUGAAAUGCGCAUUUAGGUCAGUUUACUUUGUUUUGUUUUUGUUGUGCUUUGGGGCUCGAAGAUAAUAUUUUUUUUCAAUGUUGUUCGCUUGUUCAGAUAUUGAAUAUUGCUGCCAAUGUCGCACCCGAAAUCACUGUUACCGUUGCUUUGGUUGUAGUGGGUUUCCUCAGCACCAGCCGCCGUGUGCUUGGUAUUUAAAAUGUUUUUGAUACUAUAUCACAUCGCCUGGACCUCAAAAUCGCAUGCUAUCUACUUUACCGAGGUAAUAAUUGAAUCUGAGGAGCGUCGCGUUUGAAAUCCCACGUCCGGACUUGUGCUGGUGGCUGGCACAGGCCGGGGCGGGGUCAUGGGUUAAGCUGUGCGAACUGUGGCAAUGAGGAAUCAGUGACAGCAGACCUGAUGUGCUCCUGGUAUUGUUACGGACAGAUACAGUGAAUGGCAACUC